Trichomonas vaginalis G3 is the source of this 465-nucleotide messenger RNA. Its product is annotated as RNA polymerase II transcription regulator recruiting protein. Gene Ontology annotation, molecular function: RNA polymerase II cis-regulatory region sequence-specific DNA binding; DNA-binding transcription factor activity, RNA polymerase II-specific. The transcript has a single exon. NCBI's taxonomy places the organism in Eukaryota, Parabasalia, Trichomonadida, Trichomonadidae. Bases 1 to 465 code for a protein of 154 amino acids. The record is from RefSeq and is a predicted model, not a curated record. Gene Ontology annotation, biological process: regulation of DNA-templated transcription. Gene Ontology annotation, cellular component: nucleus.
AUGUUUGAUCAAUUUGUAGAUGUUUCAAACAGGCAAAUUAAGAAUAAAUUUAAUGCCAAUGAGGAUAAAACCAUCUUGUACUUUGUGAAUUGCCUUCAUAUAAGCAAUUGGAAAAUAAUUGCGGCAAAUUUACAAGGAAGAUCACCAAGACAAGUUAUAGAAAGAUAUAGACAUUAUUUGAAAACAGGUAUCAGCAUGAAACCAUGGUCAACAGAAGAGGACGAAAUACUUGAGAAAAAAGUUCAGGAAUUUGGUCCACAUUGGUGCAAAAUUGCAGAAUUUUUGCCAGGAAGAACUAAUGUUAAUAUUAAAAAUCGAUGGACUGUUAUAUCAAAGAAGAAGAAUAAAAGACAAAAUUGCAAAUCUGCAAAAAUCAGCUUACCGCAGCCAGUUCCUGAAAAUUCUGUAACGAGUCCAGAUGAUUUCAAAGAUUUUGAAAGCUAUACUGUUGAAAUGGCUUUCUGA